Molecule: messenger RNA, 2068 nt
Organism: Astyanax mexicanus (Mexican tetra)
Lineage: Eukaryota; Metazoa; Chordata; Actinopteri; Characiformes; Acestrorhamphidae
Product: zinc finger protein 239-like
Exons: 2
Coding region: 172-1209 (345 amino acids)
Biological process (GO): regulation of transcription by RNA polymerase II
Molecular function (GO): RNA polymerase II cis-regulatory region sequence-specific DNA binding; DNA-binding transcription factor activity
Source: RefSeq, a predicted model, not a curated record
CGCCGGAGGAAGAGCAGAAUCAGCUGAACUACAGAAGAAAUGAAAAUAUUAUAGGAUUUCUCCUGAAAUCUAUGAAAGAGGUGAAGCACAAGCCAUCCUGAAGAAUCUCCAGAACACGCAGAAAUUGUUUGAUACAUUUAACAGACAGAGGAAACAGAGGAAAGUCCCGACAUGGAGAAACAUCAGCACUCUGUCAAGAGUUUCACUAAACAGAGUGAUCUCAAAAUACACCAGCGCAUUCACACAGGAGAGAAACCGUAUCAAUGCUCAGACUGUGGGAAGAGUUUUAAUCAACAGAGUAAUCUCCAAAAUCACCAGCGCAUUCACACAGGAGAGAAACCGUAUCACUGCUCAGACUGUGGGACGAGUUUUAAUCGACAGAGUACUCUCAAAAUUCACCAGCGCAUUCACACAGGAGAGAAACCGUAUCAAUGCUCAGACUGUGGGAAGAGUUUUACUACACAGAGUGCUUUCGAAAUACACCAGCGCAUUCACACAGGAGAGAAACCAUAUUUCUGCUCAGACUGUGGGAAGAGUUUUACUCAACAGAGUGAUCUAAAAAAACACCAGCGCAUUCACACAGGAGAGAAACCGUAUCACUGCUCAGACUGUGGGAAGAGAUUUCAUCAACAGAGUCAUCUUAAACUGCACCAGCGCUUUCACACAGGAGUAAAACCAUAUUACUGCUCAGACUGUGGGAAGAGUUUUACUCAACAGAGUACUCUCAAAAUUCACCAGCGCAUUCACACAGGAGAGAAACCGCAUCACUGCUCAGACUGUGGGAAGAGUUUUUCUACACAGAGUAGUCUCGAAAUACACCAGCGCAUUCACACAGGAGUAAAACCAUAUUUCUGCUCAGACUGUGGGAAGAGUUUUACUACCCAGAGUGAUCUCAAAAAACACCAGCGCAUUCACACAGGAGAGAAACCAUAUCACUGCUCAGACUGUGAGAAGUGUUUUUCUACACAGAGUACUCUCAAAAUUCACCAGCGCAUUCACACAGGAGAAAAACCGUAUCACUGCUCAGACUGUGAGAAGUGUUUUUCUACACAGAGUAAUCUCAAAAAUUACCAGCGCAUUCACACUGGAGAGAAACCGUAUCACUGCUCAGACUGUGGGAAGAGUUUUACUCAACAGAAUCAUCUCCAAAAACACAAGUGCAGUAACACAGGAGAGAAAACUAUCCCAAAUUUGUUCCACAGCAAUUAAAAGUGCAAAUCCUAAAUCUUUCGGACAGAACACCUUAUCCUACACUAAUGUAUUACUCUGUCACUUGGGACACGUUCCACCAGAAUCAAACAUGAACUGAAUUUAACAAUGGAUUUUACAGAUUCAGCCAAAAUGAAUCUUAUCAAGGGAUGAUGUUUACUGAAUUCCAUGUUAUGUUUUUUUCGUAUGUUUGAUAUUCCAGGACAUUCUUCGUGAGACAGAGCUCAGUUUUUAGGGUAGUUACAGUAAGAGUUCAGUUCUGAAGAAGGGCAUGUCUUUCAAGUAUGAACUACGGCAUUGCCAGAGCUUGCUCCAGACAUUAGAUUAACAUUAGAUUAACAUAGUCUUUAACAUUUAGAUGUCAUAGUUGUUGGGAGUAGAGUAGGAUUCUUGCAACUAAACGAUUUUGUUGCUGGAACACCCACUACACCCACUUUACCUAUUUUUGGUGGCCUAAUGUAAUUUAAUAACUUCCCCCACCUGAACACACACAUACCACAAACCCCAUCCAGGAUGCACUGGAAUUAGAAUAAAAGCCUUUGAUGACUCUUUUCACAAAUCAAACCUAAAUUUCAAAUGACAUAUCUGACUUUUUCAUCUCUCCAGUCCUCUCAAGAGACCUAAAUGCUAGUUGGGUAAACCUUGUACAUUUUUUGACAUUUCUCCAGCAAACACUAAUUCAGACAACCGUCAAACUUUGGACUUCAACGACCUUAAAUUGUCACCUUCUGUGACUGUCUCCCAAAUGAGGUGGACCAACAGUGCCAUCAUCAGGACGAAGACCCGACUACAAAUAUAAUAUAAUAUAAUUCAACUUGCUAAAAUCCACAGAAACGCAAUCCAUAAAGAGUUACUGCAA